CGUCACAAUCUGUACAAGUGAGUGAUCUUUGUUGCAGGUUUGAUUUUGCAGUGGGCAGUUUUUGAAGCAAUGACCAGAUUCUCCGCAAGCGUAACAACCAUUCUCUACUGGUAAUUUCACCAUCUUGCAUUUGACAGGAUCGAUGGCAUCGUCAAACCAUUCAAAGUACUGACAGGGCCUAAUUUAUAUGAAUGAAGCUGAAUCUGACCGUUACAAAUCCAACCGUUACAAAUCCGACCGUUGCAAUGAGUCACUGAGUUGACUCGAUACUGGUUUGGUUACGAACUCAGACGAGGGUUAAGUCGUCUUUUACCUAGCAGGUUAACUGCCACGUAGCCAGUUAACUACCUAAAUCCGUUUUUUGAAAAAAACGGGAUGGAAAAUGUCAAUAUCGGCCAGUUUAUAUAAAGAAUCAAAAAAACGGCCAGUUUCUUAAAUAUGGUUCAAAAAGGUGGUUACUUUAUUAAAAAUUUUGAUUUGUUAGACUAUAUAAAAUCGUCUGUGGCAGCAAAUUUUUAGAAACCAAUGGUACUUUUUUUUCUUCGAUAGCAGAGAACAGUGUUCCAUAAAACUACUUCUUAAAACCAUCAUUUAAGAAUUUAUUUGACAAUUUUUUGAUAGCAAAGACGUUGGUCCGUAGACUGUUUCCUAAAUCCUUUUUUUAGAUAUUUUUGGCAAUUACAGUGUUCGAACCCCAACCUUCCCAACUGGUUCUGACAGAUACUCCAUUGAAGUUGCUCUUAUAUAGCUCCAUGUAUCAUUUUUGGUCUUGGACGUACGGAGGAAGUUCCACUAGAUCCGUGUGUUAUAGCUUGUUAUCCCUUUACAUUUACUCUAAGCAAAGAGAAGAGUCUUAAAUUGGUAUUGGUCUUGUCUGUUUGCAAUGAGAUUUUUUUUUCGUGCUACAAACCAACAACAAAGUCAAUUUCUUUCAUUAACGCAUAGAAACUUCCUCAAAAUGCAUUUGAUUUAAUCUGUCGAGUAACCUGAUGUUCAUGUUCUCGAUGAUUCUAGGAGUCGUAGUGAGCUUAACUACAAAAUGAAAAAGAACCUUUGAAUGCAACUUGAACUCUUAAUGUCUAGGCUAAUUAAUUAAUCUUUAAUUUUAUUUGUCAAGGUUUUAACAUUUGUUAACUAAUUCUUCAAAGUCAUUGUCUGGCAUUACAUUUUUCUAGUAGUGUCAUACUGCUACAAGCUAGCCCCUUCGACCACUCGGUCAGUCUGUGGUGGUUCUUGCUUCUCCAGACACUUAAAUACAGUAGACCUGUGUAUACCGAAUAGAGAGAGCGAGAGAGAGAUGUCAAUUAGUAAUAUUCCGUGUCUCUUGUUUCUUCUUCUUCUUGUGUCGUUUAUCGAACAAUUAGCAACACUUGGGUUUUGUCAAGAAAUUAAUGAACUUAGAAGAGAUGAUUUCCCGUCUGACUUUGUUUUUGGUGCUGGAACUUCAGCUUAUCAGGUUGAAGGAGCCGUGGCAAAAGACGGAAGGAAACCCUCUGUAUGGGAUAUCUUCACUCAUGAAGGUAAUGUCAUUGACAAAAGCACAAGGGAUAUAGCAGCAGAUGGAUAUCACAAAUAUAAGGAAGAUGUGAAACUAAUGAGUGAUUUAGGACUUGAAGCUUAUAGAUUUUCCAUAUCUUGGUCAAGGGUCCUUCCAGAUGGCAGGGGAGCUAUGAAUCCAAAAGGCAUCGAGUAUUACAAUAAUCGCAUCAAUGAAUUAAUCAGUCACGGAAUUCAGCCACAUAUUACCCUGUACCAUUUGGAUCUCCCUCAAACACUUGAAGAUGAAUAUUUCGGAUGGUUAAGUCCUAAAAUAAUUGAGGACUUCACAAAAUAUGCAGAUGUCUGUUUUAAAGAAUUUGGUGACAGGGUUGGUCAUUGGACUACUUUGAAUGAACCAAAUAUAAUGUUUAUAGCCUCAUACAACUCCGGAUUUUUUCCACCUCAACGAUGUUCAUAUCCAGGGGGGUUAAUCUUCAACUGUACAGUUGGAAACUCGUCUGUUGAACCUUAUAUCGCUAUGCACCAUUACUUGCUUAGUCAUGCAUCAGCUGCAAGACUCUAUAAAGAAAAAUGUCAAGCUAAGCACAAUGGAUUAGUAGGUUUGAACCUUAAUUUUCUUUGGGCUCCUCCAAAAACAAACAAUACUUCAGAUAGGAUAGCAUCUAAAAGAGCUAUUGACUUCUAUAUCGGCUGGGCAAUGGAUCCACUGAUACAUGGUGAUUAUCCUGAGAGCAUGAAGACAAGAGUUGGCUCAAGAAUCCCAUCAUUCACGGAAACCGAAUCUGAACUCAUAAAAGGAUCAGCAGACUUUAUAGGAAUAAACCACUACAAUACAGUUUACAUACAAGACAACCCAAGUAAUGCAACAGACGGACAUGCGGACUAUUACGUUGAUAUGAAUGUUAAAAUGUCAGUUACGAAAGACGAUACACCUGGAGGUCAAUUUGAUCCAACUGGCUAUAUGCCCUCAAACCCGUCUGGCUUACAUAUGUUGCUUCAGUACUUAAAAGAGUAUUAUGGAAAUCCUCCGGUUUAUAUCCAUGAGAAUGGUUACUCGGCACCUAAGAAUGAGGAACUAAACGACACUGUGAGAAUUGACUACAUGAAUGGAUUCAUCGGAAGCACACUCAAGGCUAUCAGAAAUGGAACAAAUACAAGAGGAUGCUUUGUGUGGUCAUUCGUAGACGUUUUCGAGGUGCUGUUUGGAUACACCACUAGGUAUGGACUUGUUCAUGUUGAUUUUGAAGACAAGGAGUUGAAGAGGCAACCAAAAUCAUCUGCUCGCUGGAUAUUGCUUCAAAAAUAAUGUUAUUUUCACAGCAGGGCCCAAGAGCUGUCUGCAUUCUCUCAGCUAACGGGGCUGUAUCCACAGUGACACUUCAGCAACCUGCAUCUUCUGGUGGCUCAGUCACAUAUGAGAUUUACUUUUAA
Messenger RNA from Papaver somniferum (opium poppy), 2931 nucleotides. RefSeq names its product cyanidin 3-O-glucoside 7-O-glucosyltransferase (acyl-glucose)-like. The transcript is spliced from 15 exons. The coding region runs from base 1298 to 2806 and encodes 502 amino acids. The record is from RefSeq and is a predicted model, not a curated record. Gene Ontology annotation, biological process: carbohydrate metabolic process. NCBI's taxonomy places the organism in Eukaryota, Viridiplantae, Streptophyta, Magnoliopsida, Ranunculales, Papaveraceae. Gene Ontology annotation, molecular function: beta-glucosidase activity.